AUGCCUAUUUCGCACGCCACUACGGAUUCGGUCGAGCUGGAGAUCCUGGAGAUACGGCAGGAUUCCAGCGACGACGACGAUGAGCACGAUCCGGCCGGUCGGUCGUACGGGGCGCGCAAUACCCGUGGUCGACGGAACCCCCCCGCUACGGUCGUGCGUCGCCAGCAGCAACAGCAGCAUCUCGAGCAUGGGCUAGCCCUGGCCGGCAGUAGCGCUGCGCGCGGUCCCGAAACCUUCGGCGCGGAACACGCCACAAUGUGCCGGACGGGAUCUCCACCGAAGCGGAAGCGCUUUCGCCGGAACCAUCGCAGCAGCAGCACCCGGCACAAAUCCAACUCCCAGAGCUGUGGCAGCCUGUACAAUCUGUCCGCGACCCGGCCGCUGCAUCCGCAGCGUUCCGAGCCGAACGUGAACUUCUACUCCAGUCCCGGUGAGCACGGGUACGAGGGCACGAUCGACGUUAACUUCCACGUGCAGGACAGCUCCAACACGCUGGACGAUGCACCGGUGCUGGAAAGUUGCGAAAGUCUCGGUGCAGGGCGACGGUCGCGUAGCGGUGGUGCCGGCACCCGGUGCGGAUCGGCCGGCACCGGUCGACUGCUACGGCCGGGCGGUGAUGGGGACGGUUUGGGGGAUGAGGCCGACGAUGGUAGCUACGGCAGUGGUAUGGACGCGCUCGACGACGGUGACCGUGGGGACGACGGCAUGACGGCCGGGUGUCUCGGUGGUGGUGGUGGGUCGGGCACGGGCCAUCCGCACGCGCAGCACGGGCUCCGGGCCUCGAUCGUGUCGGUGCUCGGCAAGCUGGGCAUGUGGAACACCAACAAACCACCGGGCGGGAAGCCGGUCCCGGUGCUGAUCCAUCGUAGCGACACGAAGUCGUCCUUCGAUCGUGGCCAAUCUUACAUAUCGAACGGAGCCAGCCGACUGCGAUCGAUUUUCGGGGAAAAUGAACGACGAAUACGAGCCAACGACAGAGAAUACAACACACAAUUCAAAUAUGCUAACAACUACAUCAAAACGUCCAAAUAUUCAAUAUUAACAUUUUUGCCUUUGAACCUGCUGGAGCAGUUCCAACGUCUUGCCAACUUUUACUUUCUGUGUCUACUAAUCCUCCAGCUGAUACCGGCGAUCUCGUCGCUGACGCCCGUCACCACCGCGAUCCCAUUGAUCGGUGUGCUCAUGCUAACUGCCAUCAAGGAUGCCUACGACGAUUUCCAAAGACACAUGUCCGACUCGCAAGUUAACAACCGCCGGUCGAAAACGCUCCGCCACGGGAAGCUGGUCGACGAGCGGUGGUCCGGCGUACAGGUCGGCGACAUUAUCCGGAUGGAUAACGACCAGUUCGUGGCGGCCGACAUACUGCUGCUGUCGUCCAGCGAACCGAACGGGCUGUGCUUUAUCGAGACGGCCGAACUGGACGGGGAGACGAAUCUCAAGAUCAAACAGUGCCUGCCCGAGACGGCCGCGAUGGGCCAGCAGGAGGAUCUGCUGUGGAAGUUUAACGGUGAAAUUGUGUGCGAACCGCCGAACAAUCUGCUGAACAAGUUCGAGGGUACGCUCACGUGGAAGAACCAGCGGUACCCGCUCGACAACGAUAAGAUCCUGCUGCGCGGUUGCAUCAUCCGCAACACGCAGUGGUGCUACGGUGUCGUCAUUUUCGCCGGCAAGGACACGAAGCUGAUGCAGAACUCGGGCAAGACCAAAUUCAAACGGACGACCAUCGAUAGGCUAUUAAAUUUUAUAAUCAUAGGAAUAGUGUUCUUUCUCUUAUCGAUAUGCGGUUUCUGCACGAUUGCAUCCGCAAUAUGGGAGGCAUUAGUAGGAUACAAAUUUCAAAUUUAUCUGCCAUGGGAAAGGAUAAUCCCAAAGGAUUACCUGCAGGGUGCAAUCAGUAUCGGGGGUCUAGUCUUUUUUUCCUACGCAAUCGUACUGAACACAGUGGUGCCAAUAUCUUUAUACGUGUCGGUAGAGGUGAUCCGGUUCGCGCAAUCCUUCCUUAUCAACUGGGACGAAAAGAUGUACUACGAGAAGUCGAAAACCCACGCCAAGGCACGAACCACGACGCUGAACGAGGAGCUGGGCCAGAUACAGUACAUCUUCUCGGACAAAACGGGAACCUUGACGCAGAACAUUAUGACGUUCAACAAAUGCAGCAUUGCCGGCCGUGCCUAUGGCGAUGUGGUUGAUAUGCGUACGGGCGAAACAGUCGAGCUGUCGGAGCCUACAUUCAACAGUAACACAUCGCUUUUGUUAAACGCUGAAGAGCCGCCAGGUCGCAGCACACCACAGCCCACCACCGAACAACCCGCUCAGACCAAAAGCCCCACAAACAAAAAGCAUCCACCUUCACUACACGUUAGAUUCAGUCAGCACAGUAAUGCCCAAGAAAUGCAGACGUCCAUAUCCACUAAGCAAGCCACACCACAAACCCAUAUCCCGGCGCAGUCAACUACCGAUGUACCACCAAGUGGGAACAAUACGCAAGAAGGACUGCAUGUUUCUUCAUAUAGUGUGGUGAUGGAGUCGGUUGACUUUUCCUUCAAUCCCGAGUACGAACCCGAGUUCCGGUGGUACGAUCAGGGACUGCUCGAUGCGGUCCGCGCGGACGAGGAGCACGCGCAUAACUUUUUUCGAUUGCUUGCCCUAUGCCAUACCGUGAUGGCGGAGGAGAAAAAUGGCAAGUUAGAUUAUCAAGCACAAAGUCCUGACGAGGCGGCCCUCGUAUCGGCGGCGCGAAAUUUUGGAUUUGUUUUUAAAUCACGAGCACCGAAUAGUAUAACAAUAGAGGUCAUGGGACGAACAGAGGAAUAUGAACUGUUGAGUAUAUUAGAUUUUAAUAAUGUUAGAAAACGAAUGUCGGUCGUGUUGCGUCGCAACAACACCAUCAUACUGUACUGUAAGGGUGCCGAUAGUGUGAUAUACGAUAGGCUAGGACCGAACCAGCAUGACCUGAAGGCACGCACGCAGGAACAUUUAAACAAAUUUGCCGGCGAAGGUUUGCGCACGCUGGUGCUCGCCGAAAGGCGACUGACGAAGGAGUUCUACGAGUCCUGGCUGGUGCGACAGAGAGAAGCUGCCUUAUCUUUAGACGGUAGAGAGGACAAGUUGGGUGCAAUCUACGAGGAGAUCGAAUGUGAUAUGCAGCUGGUCGGUGUGACGGCUAUAGAGGAUAAGCUACAGGACGGUGUCCCCCAGACGAUCGCCAACCUACAGCUGGCUGGCAUAAAGAUUUGGGUUCUGACCGGUGACAAGCAAGAAACUGCAAUAAAUAUAGGGUAUUCCUGUCAGCUGCUAACGGACGAUAUGGUGGACGUGUUUGUGAUUGACGGUAUUACGAAGGGUGAGGUGGAACAGCAGCUGCGCAAGUACAUGGACUCGUUGCGGAUCGUGAACACCUACCAUCCAGCUAAUGUGCAAAAAGCUAACAACAUGCACACGCAAACGGUCGGCAGUAGUGAGACGAGUGCGGUGACGGCCAACGGUGCACACAGCAGCAGCUCGGGACCGAUGGUCGACAUACAGAACACCUCGCCGCCGUCCGUGUCGGUGGUGACGUUUAGGUGGGAUAAUAGACAUAAAUAUACAAGCAUAGGAGGAAGCGAGGAGGCACCGGACAGUGUAAAUUGUAGCAACUAUUCCGAGGGCUUUGAGAAAGGCGAACCGACGCUAACGGAUAUAGACGAGAACACGGGUGUCGCGCUGGUCAUUAAUGGGCACUCGCUCGUACACUGUUUAACGUCCGAGCUGGAAAGCAAAUUCCUGGAGAUCGCAUCCCACUGUAAGGCGGUGAUCUGCUGUCGGGUAACGCCACUACAGAAAGCGAUGGUCGUGGAGCUGAUCAAGCGUGCGAAGAAUGCGGUCACCCUAGCCAUCGGUGACGGUGCUAAUGAUGUGUCAAUGAUUAAAGCGGCACACAUUGGCGUGGGCAUCUCGGGCCAGGAAGGUAUGCAGGCCGUGCUGGCCAGCGACUACUCGAUCGCUCAGUUCAAAUUUCUCGAAAGACUGCUGCUGGUACAUGGCCGCUGGUCCUACUACCGCAUGUGUAAAUUUUUGCGCUACUUUUUCUACAAAAACUUUGCAUUCACAUUGUGCCAUUUUUGGUAUGCAUUUUUUUGCGGCUUCAGUGCUCAAACCGUUUUCGAUCCAAUGUUUAUAUCAGUGUACAAUCUAUUCUAUACAUCGUUGCCGGUGCUGGCGCUCGGCAUCUUCGAGCAGGACGUGUCGGACAAGAGCAGCGUCGAUUACCCGAAGCUGUACGCGCCCGGCAUUACGAACGCACUGUUCAACACGACCGAGUUCAUACGCAGCGUGCUGCACGGUAUCUUCAGUUCGCUGAUAUUGUUUCUCAUUCCGUAUGGUACGUAUAAGGAUGGUAUCUCCCCGGACGGAUAUGUGCUUAACGAUCAUAUGCUACUCGGUUCGGUAGUGGCCACUAUACUCAUCCUAGACAAUACAGCACAGAUCGCACUAGACACCUCGUACUGGACCGUUUUCAAUCACAUCAUGAUCUGGGGCAGUCUGCUCUGGUACUUCUUUUUGGACUACUUUUACAACUACGUUAUCGGUGGUCCUUACGUUGGUUCGCUGACACAAGCCAUGAAGGAAGCGACAUUUUGGUUCACGACAGUCCUGACCGUGAUAGUGCUAAUGAUACCGGUGCUUGCCUCACGCUUCUACUUUGUCGAUGUGUUCCCCAGCUUGCCCGAUAAGAUUCGUGUGCAGCAACGAUUAGCUCUACUGCGUUCCCGUCAGAGCAGUGACGUGCUAAGGACACCGUCAGCUCGAAAGGCUCGAAGAUCGUUACGCUCCGGAUAUGCUUUUGCGCACCAGGAAGGAUUUGGUCGGCUUAUUACGUCGGGCAAAAUUAUGCGCAAACUGCCACAGGACUUUGCCUUCCCGUUGGGGCUGGGCAGCAAAAAGCAACAAUCAACCGAAUCGACCAAAAACAAUAACAAUAACAACAAUAGCAACAAUGCUAACAAUGUUACAAAUGCGGCCAACGGUGCCGGGAGCGUAACUCGCACCGGUACGAACACGACCGCAACGACACUGUCGGCGAUGGCUGCGGGUGCAGCGGCGGCUGCUAACGGCAAUCAGCUGGUCAACCUGCCCGGCAGCUCAAACGGUGACCAUAGUCCACGGGCACCCUGUCAGGAUCUGGAUACUAUUAACCUGUAA
Molecule: messenger RNA, 5181 nt
Organism: Anopheles marshallii
Lineage: Eukaryota; Metazoa; Arthropoda; Insecta; Diptera; Culicidae
Gene: ATP8B
Product: phospholipid-transporting ATPase ID
Exons: 22
Coding region: 1-5181 (1726 amino acids)
Biological process (GO): phospholipid translocation; Golgi organization
Cellular component (GO): plasma membrane
Molecular function (GO): ATPase-coupled intramembrane lipid carrier activity; ATP hydrolysis activity; magnesium ion binding
Source: RefSeq, a predicted model, not a curated record